AAUGAUUGUGGUUUUUCUUUUUGUAGAAUUUUAUCAUCCGUCAUAUGGAAUUUAAAAGGGGUUGUAAACAAAUAAUAAGAAUAACUCAUACGCACACAUAAAAGAAAAUAAAAACAAAAACAAAAAAACACACAUACGUUAUGCUGGUCAUCAGCUGUAUUACUCAAUAGAAAAAUCGAAAACCGUUAGUUUAACAUUAGCCAGCGAACGAGCGAGUAUUACAAACGAAAAAAUAAACAGAAAAAAAUAAAUUAAAAUUGUUUCUACGUAUAAGAAAAUUCAAAUUAAAGCCUAAAAAUUAAUAAAUAAUUACAUUACUUACAAUAAAAUAAAUAUUUACAGUGUCAUCAUACAUCAUGUGUUAUUAACAGAAUAAACAAAUAUCUACAAAUUUCAACAAAAAGUAUUUUUUGAAUUCUACAGAAUUUAAAGCAAAAUAAAAUUUAUUUAAAAAACAAAAACAACUCGCCAUUUCAAUAUGCAUAUUUCUUAUAAAUUUGGAUUAUUUUUAAUAUUUAUUUUAAGCAUAAGUUUUUAUCAUACCAGAGCUGCCCCCGUUACAAAUGAAACCUCCACCUAUGAUGACGAAUAUCGUGAUAAUUAUGAUGAUGAUUAUUACGAUGAAACAGAAGACACAAAGAGCAAAGCAUCAGAUGAAGUAAAAACUACACCCAGUAGCUUAUUACCAACAUCCACCAAAUCAUCCUCAUUCAUAUUUAAUUUAUUUGACAUACCACAGCGCAGCAAUCAUGUGGUAGAGCCCACUUGUCCUCAGGCCUGCCUUUGUUUAGAAGAUUACAAAUACAUACAAUGCUCUAAUGCUGGCCUCAAGCAUAUACCACGCGAUAUACCCACUACAGCGGUAAUCAUAGAUUUAAGUCAUAAUGAAAUAACAGAAAUUAAGAAAACCGAUUUUGCACAUCGUACAAAAUUGCAAGAAAUCAAUUUAAAUUAUAAUGACAUAGAAAAAUUGGAACAGGAGGUCUUUGUGGAUUUACCUCAUCUACAGCGUUUGAAAUUAUCUAAUAAUCGUUUAACUGACAUACAUCCCGAUACAUUUGCGGGUGCCUCCGAUUUAAGUUCAUUGGAUUUAAGUAAUAAUUCCAUAGUUUUAAACGAUCAGGUGUCAUUCCUAAAUCAACCUUCAUUGCUGGAAUUAAAUUGUCGAAAUUGUUCUUGGCAGGAGUUGUAUGAUGAGAGUUUUCAGAAUAUCUCAAGUUUAACGGCUUUGAGGAUAGAUUUGAAUAAUUUUAAUAAGAAAAUCAAUACCAGAGCAUUUGUGCCGCUGAAAAACUUGAUAAAACUUCGUCUGCCCGAAUUGGAUGCCAACAGCACGGAGGAGCUAUGCAAUCUAUUGAAAUUUAUCGAUAAUAUUGGUUUCAAACAUUUCGAUGUCAGCUGCUAUGAACUGGUAUUGGGCGCAACAUACAAUGAAAGUUUAAUACUGGCCACAGAUCCGCCAUUUAAAAAGACCAAAUUAGAGUUGGAAAUAGAGGAAGAGUUAAAAAAGAAAACUAAAGCAAAGACCGCAACAGAACUGGUAACGUCAGCGACAAACGAUAAUAAACAAGAUAAAACUAAACAAGCAAAAAAACACGAUACUUCCACCAUGUCUUCUAAUAUGACUUUGUCUGCAGAUUCAAACAAUAGCACGGAGGUAUUGCAAGCGGGUGUGGUGCCCGAUGACACAGAAAAAUCCUAUCAAGUGCCCAUAUCACAAGAAGCUAUUAACUUUAUGUUAAUAGGUCUCAUGGUUAUUUCUGUUAUUGGCAUUAUCAUAGGCAUCAUUUGCCGCAAAGAUGUGGGAGGCAUUAAAACAAAAUGCUGUCGCACUAAAAAAUCUUUAGAUGAAAAGAACACUGAAGCUGGUUCUCCGGGCGAGGAGAUACCUUUGAAUAAGUUAACUUAGUUUAGUUAAGUUAAUUAAUUUUACUUUAAAAAUGCCACAAAAAUCACCACAAAUUUUCCAUACAAUACUGUAAAUAUUUAUUCCGAACAAAAAUAUACACAAAAUAAACAAAAAUUUUAUUAGUAUACAAGAGCAAAUAUCUUGCCAAAUAUUGUUUGUAGUAAUUAAAGCAUUCAUUAUUAAUUCCAAUUUGCUAAACAACAAAAAAAUAUAAAAUUCUUUUAUUUAUAUUUUUAAUUAUAAGUUAAUUGUAAUAUUUUAAUAGCUUUUAUAAAACCAACCCCUGAAGAAAAUUAGCAUUUAAGUAAUAAAAUUUUGUGUAAGCUUUGUA
Calliphora vicina (urban bluebottle blowfly) is the source of this 2240-nucleotide messenger RNA. Its product is annotated as oligodendrocyte-myelin glycoprotein. The record is from RefSeq and is a predicted model, not a curated record. Gene Ontology annotation, molecular function: protein binding. The transcript is spliced from 7 exons. Bases 479 to 1909 code for a protein of 476 amino acids. Lineage: Eukaryota; Metazoa; Arthropoda; Insecta; Diptera; Calliphoridae.